Molecule: messenger RNA, 5261 nt
Organism: Gasterosteus aculeatus aculeatus (three-spined stickleback)
Lineage: Eukaryota; Metazoa; Chordata; Actinopteri; Perciformes; Gasterosteidae
Gene: mef2cb
Product: myocyte enhancer factor 2cb
Biological process (GO): positive regulation of transcription by RNA polymerase II; heart development; cell differentiation
Molecular function (GO): protein dimerization activity; RNA polymerase II cis-regulatory region sequence-specific DNA binding; histone deacetylase binding
Source: RefSeq, a predicted model, not a curated record
GUCUCUGACAUUAUAGACACUCGUACCGCGUAACUGUAGGUUACUUUUUUUCACCCCCCCUCCCGGCGACGUCCUCGGCUGAGUUGCACUCCUGGAUUCUAAGUGCGUCCCUCCUCGCAGCAGCUGCAGCAGCUCCCCGAACCCGCUCCGCUCCGUCAGCCGGACCGAACCCGAGCCGGCGGACCGCCUGCUGCGUCUCUCACUUCAGCCCGGACACGGUUGUUGUUGUUUUUUUGUUUUUGUUUUUUUAACGCGAGAAUAAAGUACGGAUGCUGGAGUCUUUGAGUUGAUUGGAAGAAAUAGAAAGCAGAAAAAAAGUCAGAUAAAGGAAGAGCAGGAGUGUGAGGAGAAAGAAGAAGAAAGAGGAGAGAGAAGAAAGCAUAAAGUUCUUUAGAAAGAGGAGAGAAAGAAAAGAGACGGGGACGAUGGGGAGGAAAAAGAUUCAGAUCACGCGGAUUAUGGAUGAACGCAACAGACAGGUGACAUUUACAAAGCGAAAGUUCGGCCUGAUGAAGAAGGCGUACGAGCUGAGCGUGCUGUGUGAUUGUGAGAUUGCCCUGAUCAUCUUCAACAGCACCAACAAGCUGUUCCAGUAUGCCAGCACAGACAUGGACAAGGUCCUGCUUAAAUACACAGAGUACAACGAGCCCCACGAGAGCAGGACCAACUCUGACAUUGUGGAGACAUUGAGAAAGAAGGGCCUAAACGGCUGUGACAGCCCGGACCCCGACGCAGACGACUCGGUCGGUCACAGCCCCGAGUCCGAGGACAAGUACAGGAAAAUAAACGAGGACAUUGAUCUGAUGAUCAGCAGACAGAGACUGUGUCAGGCCGUGCCCCAAUCGAACUAUGACAUGUCUGUGUCCAUUCCCGUUAGCAACCAGAACAAUCUAAUUUACAGCCAUCCCGGUGGUUCCCUAGGCAACCACAACCUGUUGCCAUUGGCUCACCACGGCCUACAGAGAAACAGCAUGUCUCCUGGAGUUACUCACAGACCCCCCAGUGCAGGUGGCCUCAUGGGUGCUGACCUCACCACUGGCGCAGGCACCAGUGCUGGAAAUGGAUAUGGGAACCAUCGCAACUCACCAGGUCUGCUGGUGUCUCCAGGUGGCAUGAACAAGAACAUGCAGACCAAGUCUCCCCCGCCCAUGAAUUUAGGCAUGAACAACCGCAAACCUGACCUACGUGUGCUCAUCCCCCCUGGCGCCAAGAACAACAUGCCCUCCAUCUCUGAGGAUUUCAAUCUGCUAUUGAACCAGAGAAUAAACAACUCUCAGUCUGCUCAGUCAUUGGCCACCCCAGUGGUAUCAGUAGCAACUCCCACACUGCCAGGACAGGGUAUGGGCGGUUACCCGUCUGCCAUCUCUACUUCUUAUGGUACCGAGUACUCCCUGAAUAGCGCAGACCUGUCCUCCCUGUCUGGCUUCAACAGCGGCAGCUCCCUUCACCUCGGCUCAAUGAGCGGGUGGCAACAGCAACACCUUCAGAACAUGCAGCAUUCAGCCCUCGGCCAGCUAGGAAAUUGCUCUAGCUCUCACUUAUGUCAGGGUUCAAAUCUCUCCCUGCCCUCUGCUCAAAGCCUGCACAUCAAGUCCGAACCUGUUUCUCCUCCUAGAGAUCGCACCAGCAGCACGGGGGGCUACGGUGGGGUACCUCCUCCCCAGAACCCCUCGUCCCGCCAGGACUCGGGACGCUCCCCCGUUGAUAGCCUGAGCAGUUGUAGCAGCUCCCAUGAGGGCAGCGACCGCGAUGAGCACAGGAACGAGUUCCACUCACCUCUGGGACUGGGCCGGCCCGCCAUGGAUGAGCGCGAGAGCCCCUCCAUCAAACGGGUGCGCCUGUCAGAAGGAUGGGCCACAUGAUAGCUCCGCCCCCGUCCCCGGCACUGCCCCGAGUUACCCUAAGCCUCCGGCAAGGCAGCGUAACGAUGCCCCCACCCCCUCCCCUCCUGAGUCAGCUCCUCUUCCUCCUCUCACCUAAUAUCACGAGUCAAGCACCCGACCCCAAGGCCUAUCUCCUUUUAUCUUGUUAACGCUGAAGGAAUUAAAAGGGACAUCCCUUUUCUAAAAUAUGUUUGUAAUUUCUUUUUCCUUUUUUAUUUUCUUUUUGCUGAGUGUGUGUGCUAUACAUAUUGCCAUUAUAUAAAGCAGUGGGGUGUUGUAAUGGGGGUUUUGGGGAGGGUGGGUGUUGGCUGCAAUGGCAUCUGGGGGUAUUUCUGUUGGGGAACUAUGCAUAAAUUGUAUUGUGUGUGGAUAAAAAGAAUCACGUAUGCAUAUAUCUUUACACGUGAGUGUAUGUGUACAUAUAUGCAUAUCAACAAAUAAACAAAAAAAAUAGUCAGGUACUCUGUUUAAUAAAACGUACUUACACUUUGCCUCAGCGAUAACUAGUGACAAAAAAACAAAAAACAAAAAAACAUCAGAGUGAGUGUGUCCAAUGGAAAACACCUUAGCACUUGAGUUGGACAAACAAUACAUGUGUACAGUGUCAGUUUCAUGCUAUAUACCUUCUCUGCAGUUCUCCCUUGCAAAAAUGUGUGUUAACAUUAGAUGAUGUCAUGUUGCAGGUUCAACGUAUUUAUGUAAAUAGAGGGUCGAGGGGGAAAGGGCAGGGGUCAAAAGUUGCCAGACAUUACAAGAUUUAUUUACUCACUAAAUGAAAAGCUAUUAUGCAACAUUUGAAGAAUUGUACAGGUAAACAGGCAGACCCAAUGCUAGACGCGUGGAACCUUUGAUGAUCUCAGCGCUCCUCUUAACCACCGGAGCUGAGCGAGGAACCAGCCUCUGAUCUAAGAGCUGCGUUCGUGUACUCGAGAAAACGCUGGAUCUAGUAUUAAUAUUCAGUAUUAAUGAACAAAAAAAUUUAAAAUAAAAAACAAUUGUACGAUACACUUGCUUAUAUUUUCAUAUGAAAGGAAUACAAUGCAAAGCAUUUUUGUGGCUUUUUGUAGUUUCUAUAAGCCAGAAUGUGUUUUUGAUAGCUUUGCUAAUAAGAGAAGGAUAGUUUGCCCAGAGGGGAAUUGACAGGGCUUUGCUGCCCUGAGCCAUUAAAGACAGACUGAGAUCCAAUGCUUUGCUGAACUGUUUUAUCUUUGUAGAGGUUUGUUUUUAAACGUGUAUUUCUAAUUAUAUAUAAUAACGGUAAUAUUAAGAUUCUUUAAAAAAAAAAAAUCUGUGAAAUUAACAUGCUUGUGUAUAGCUUUCUAAUAUAUAAAUAUAUAUACUAAUGAUUUUCGUUGGUUUCUUAGUGGAGUUUCUAUGUGCAGUGGCACAUGCUGUCUGGUUGGUUUCAUUUGAGCCCAGUGAACAGUGCUGUUCGGGCGUGUAUUUAGUCUAACCUUCAAAAACCAGCUGGAAAGCAUCGCUAGGGUUUGUGUGACGGAGGAGAGACGGGCCUGAAAGCUAAAACACAACCUGCUCGUGGAAAAUGUCAUUAGAUUGGAACUGGGGAUGACACAGAAAUAAGAGUCGACACAUGAUGUACACGACUGUUAUAGCAAUGAGGAAAAUAUGACAGUCACCUCCAUCCACGUCUAGAUGUAUUUGAAUGCAUCAGAUAGUUCAUCCUUGGCCUUAUUUAUCUACUUGGCAUACGUUAGACAGUAGCGACGUUCAGUUCAAUUCCAAAUCUUCAACACAAUCUUAGCUUGUGUUCCAGACGUUGCACAAGCCCCGACACAAAUCAGUACCCUUUUUUCUUUUGAAUCAUAUUUAUACAAUGUAAUUUUGUCAGUUCACUUUUGAGUAACUUCCCCCGAUAAUUUACAAACCUUCAUUUGAUUCGGUGUCGUCCUGUGACACCUCAUGUUCCACUCUUCAGAACAGGGUUCCACAUAAUUUACCAUAUUUCACACGACAGUUCGGCGUCGGAUACGCAAGGACUAAUUGAUCAUGCUGGUAUGAAAGAAGCACAAUUGUUUAUUUUGAAAUAAAAAGCUGUUUAGAUUUACUCUUUUCUAAACAAUGAAACUAGCCACACAUCUCUCUGCCUCCCACUCCCGUAUCUGCUGUCACAUAAGUGUUAUAAUAUUUCUAUGUGCAUAUUUCAUGCAGGUUCACUAUGUUGUUACUGUAUACAGUCUGUGUAGUCAAAAAGGGGCAGAGCCUCUAUAUGGUGUUCUUCUCUUUUUUUUUUAUUCAAUACAAAAUGGUUAAGAAAAAAAUGAACAUGAUGUUUCAGGCAGCGAAAGUGUGGAGAAACCAAAGCCAGUGGCAUUUCUGUGUUGUAAACUCAACUUUAUUUUCACAUUCAUUUAUGGUUUUUGCAAGCAUUGAAACAAGACAAUAAAAGAAUUUGCUCAAAUGUACAAUCGGUUUCACAUUUCAAUUUCAGUCAGUCAAAUGUAGCUUUCGAUGUCGAUACCAACCACAGCGAUUUACCUGUUGGUCUCCCUGUGCAUUUAAAAGCGUAUAUCCAAGAACGUAUUUUGUAUUCACAAUUUCUUAUUUGCUCUGACUCAGCAAAGUCAUCAAAUCCCGAUCAAGUGAACCCACGCUUGCUGUCCACUUGAUCCUAGCCUACCACACGCUCUCAUAGUGCUGGCUCACUGAUUGGAAUAAUGCCAACAUGUCCUGACAUGGUUGAUUGCACUGCUUUAGUUUCGACACAAAUUUUAACCAAAAACAACAACAAAAACUCUCUCUGUAUCUUUUUUUUGGUUUUAUUUAAAAUCGUUCUUUAUCAUCAUCUGUUGACCAGUUGUUGUCAUUACUUAGAAUUGGUUAAAUGUUGGUGCCUCAGAAUUUACCCAAGCAGUACCUCAAUGGAUGUUUUGCGAAGUCACUUGCCGUGAAAAGAGGAGACCAUACACCUGUACAGCCAUGUGUAAUAACCAUGUAAUACCAUUGCCUAAGGUCCCUACAGUCACAUGGGAAACUUUGUUGCUGUGCCGUGUUUGUGGUUUAUUUAAGUUGUAUCCGAAAGCUAAAAAGUACAUUUUUUUUUGAAAGAGUAAUAUGUUGAAAUGCUUAAAAAGUCAGUCUGUAGUAUCAAAUGUAGCUUGUAUAAACCUGAACAUGGUGGAGGUUUGAAACUAAUGUUUUCUGGAACGCGAGAGCGGCUUUCAGCGGCAUAAGCUGGCCUUUGUCGCCACUUGAGACUAAGAUGGCAUUAAAUUAAAUCCACAUCUCUGUAACUCAAGGCACUUGAUUCAGCUUUAUAGUGGAAACGUUUGGGGAUGAAAUCUAAGUCUCAUCUGCUGGAUGGGGAAGGCUAUUUGUAUUUUGCAGAGAUUUCAGUAAAGUUGCUGGCUUUCUUAGUUA